GGAGACUUUAAACUGUGUGGGACCGUUACCACGGAGAUGCAACCGUCCGCAUAAAACAGUAAAAUACGAUAAACAAUCAGAAAACGUGUAGCAUGAUGGAUUCGGAGUAUCUUAAUAAACAUCUGGGGAAAUGUUUGGCUGAAGGACUUGCUGAAGUGGUUGAACGGAAACCCGUGGACCCUAUCCUUUAUUUGGCCCACUGGCUGUACAAGUAUAACUCAAAUACGCUGUACGAGAAGAAGAAGAAGGCAAGUCUGGCUCUGCUGGAUCAAGAUCAGGAAAAAAGCAGCCAAGAAGCAUCACAUCAGGAAAAUCUCACAGAAGAGGAGCAGAUCAGUAAUGCAUCAAAAGGCACAGAGAAAACUGAUGAUGUGGAAACUGAGAAACUUGAAGAUGUCAUCCGGUCCUCGUCAGUGCUCCAGAGUGAAGAUGCUCAACCCGAUGAGACAAUUCACCAUGAAAAAAAAGAGGAAGACAUAACUGACCGCAACCAUGAAGAAAAGGAGGAAGAGAUGAGAGAAAUCAAAGCAAGUCCAUCUCCUAUCGGUCUAGAAAAGGAGGCUGCAUGAUGGAAAUUUUGGACCAGUAAGUCAUUGGAAGGAACCAGAAAGUCAUCAGAAGACUGCCGGAAUAUGACAGCAAUGACGGAUCACAAGAUAAAUAAAUAAAAAGUGCUAUUUUUUUCCUGA
Messenger RNA from Oryzias latipes (Japanese medaka), 689 nucleotides. RefSeq names its product DPY30 domain containing 2 (gene dydc2). The record is from RefSeq and is a predicted model, not a curated record. Lineage: Eukaryota; Metazoa; Chordata; Actinopteri; Beloniformes; Adrianichthyidae. Gene Ontology annotation, cellular component: Set1C/COMPASS complex.